Penicillium vulpinum is the source of this 3336-nucleotide messenger RNA. Its product is annotated as Acyl transferase/acyl hydrolase/lysophospholipase. The coding region runs from base 1 to 3336 and encodes 1111 amino acids. Gene Ontology annotation, molecular function: protein binding; ADP binding. The record is from RefSeq and is a predicted model, not a curated record. Gene Ontology annotation, biological process: lipid metabolic process. NCBI's taxonomy places the organism in Eukaryota, Fungi, Ascomycota, Eurotiomycetes, Eurotiales, Aspergillaceae. The transcript is spliced from 5 exons.
AUGGCUGCAGAGAUUGGACCGAGCCCACUUGAUACUAAUGGGCUGUGCCUCUUAUCCCUAGACGGUGGAGGCGUAAGAGGACUAUCAAGUCUCUUGAUAUUGAAGGAUGUGAUGACACAGCUAAACUCAGAGCGCGAGGACAGUGUCCUCAGGCCUUGUGAUGUGUUCGACUUGAUUGGAGGUACAAGUACAGGAGGAUUGAUCGCUAUAAUGCUAGGGCGACUGGAAAUGGAUGUAGACGAGUGCAUCCUUGCGUACACCGAGUUAAUGGAAUCAGUAUUCAGCGAGAAAAUCAAUAAUGUCCCAAUUGAUUGGUCUGGAAAGAUUGUAUCGAAAUACGACAGCAAGAAACUUAAAAAGGCCAUUGAAAAUGUCAUCACUCGGGCUGGAUUGUCGCCAACCGACCUUAUGAACGACGGAAAGCCGCGUCGCUCUAAAACCUUUGUCUGCGCAACCUCCAAAGAGACAUUUCAAGUCACACGCCUUCGGAGCUAUCCUGUACCCAAUGAGAUUACGUUACAGGCGACAAUUUGCGAAGCAGCAUUGGCAACAUCCGCAGCGACCAGAUUUUUUGAUUCGGUUUCAAUCGGCAACCAACAGUUUGUGGAUGGUGCAUUCGGUGCCAAUAAUCCCAUUGAGGAGGUAGAAGAAGAAGCGGCCGAUAUCUGGUGCACCACGAGCCGGGCUCUGAGGCCAUUAGUGAAAUGUUUGAUUUCUAUUGGAACUGGGAAUCCCGCACAAUUCCCCAUGAAUGACAAUGUGCUCAAGUUCCUUUCAAAGACAUUGGUCAGAAUGGCGACUAAACCGGAGAGUACCGAACGUCGCUUCAUGGCUCGAUGGAGCAAUGAGGUAAAGGGAAAACGGUACUUUCGUUUCAACGUCGAGCAGGGACUACAGCAAGUUCACAUGACCGAAUUUGAAAAGCAAAGUGUCAUUGAGUCCGCAACAUAUGCGUAUCUGCAUCGUUCCUCCCAGAAAGUCCGAGUUCGUGAUUGCAUGCUGAAUCUCGCAGAAAAGGAAGGAAAGACUAGCAUUGACUUUGAAAUAACCAUACGUGAACAUGAAGCUAGAGUUACUCGCCAUCAAAUCCUACAAACCAUUCAUUCGUCGAAUAACCAUUUCCACUACAGCAAGGUCGCUUGCUGGGAUGUACCGUUUGAGAGGAAUCCUCGAUAUGUUGACCGCGAAGUGGUGGGAAAUGUAAAACGAAAGUUGUUUAUCAAGAACCGAGCCGAAAGAAUUGCGAUUUUCGGCCUUGGAGGAAUAGGCAAGACACAAAUUGCCCUGGAGCUUGCUUAUCAAAUAAGGGAACUCUAUCCAGAUUGUGCCAUCUUCUGGCUCCCGGCUGUUGAUAUGGAAAGUCUCCAGCAGGCAUAUCAAACGGUGGCCGACCAGCUUGCAAUCGGUCUCGAUGACACGAAGGAGGAUGUAAAGAGCCUUGUCAAAGAUCACCUGAGCAAACCGAGUGCUGGGCAAUGGCUGUUGAUUUUUGACAAUGCCGAUGACAUUGAUAUGUGGACUGAUAGCAAGAAUUCAGCAAAUAGAGGGCUAGAAAAUUACCUCCCCAGGAGUGAUCAAGGUGCCAUCAUCUUCACCACUCGGAGCAAUACAGUGGCUCGGUAUCUUGCUGCAACAGACAUCAUUCAUAUUCCUGAAAUGGACGAACAAAAGGCUACUCAUGUCUUGCGAAACUCCUUGGUUGACAAGGAACUCCUUCGCGAUACUGGAAGUACCCGAGAGCUUCUUAGCCGGUUGACUUUUCUUCCUUUGGCUAUUGUACAAGCUGCCUCAUUUAUCAACGAAAACAGUAUGGCAAUUGCCAGCUAUGUUGAGCUUUUGGAUGGACAAGAGCAGAGCGCCAUCGAUCUGCUAAGCGAGGACUUUGAAGAUAAAGGUCGAUACAAAAGCAUUCGCAACCCUGUCGCGACCACCUGGCUUACAUCAUUCGACCAAAUUCGGCGACAGAAUCUCCUUGCUACCAACUAUCUAUGCUUCAUGGCUUGUAUCAAAGAAAAGGAUAUCCCGAUCUCGCUCCUUCCUCCGGCGUCGAGCGUUGAACAGAAAAAGGCGAUUGGUGUCCUCACCUCUUAUUCCUUCGUACGCGUGAGACCUGAGGACUCUCGUCUUGAUAUGCAUCGCUUAGUCCAUCUUGCAACAAGGAAUUGGCUGCAGUCAGUAGAUUCCCUGAGAAAGUGGCAAUUGGACGUAUUGCGUGGGUUGGAUACCCGAUUUCCCCAUCUUGAUCUCGGUUUUGAGAUGCUGAAUCGGAGUCAAUGGCGAGCAUCGGUGCCUCAUGCCCUCCGAGCCCUUGAAUUAACAGUAGCAGAAGAUCCAAUUCCUGGCAGGAUCAAUCUUUUGCACACGAUAGCCAUAUGUCAAAUGGUUGAUGGGAGAUACAAAGAAGCCGAGAUACUUUUCAAUGAGAAUGUGCGGGUUUCGGAGAAAUUCUAUGGCCAUGAAAGCUCAUAUACUAUUCUUGGUCUUGCUGGACUGGCAGAUAGUUAUUCGUUCCAAAGAAAGUCGGAGAAAGCAAUCGAAUUACUAGAGGAGCUGGCAGAAACGCAAAAAAGGCUUUAUGGCUCUGAUAGUAUUGAAGCCAUGAGUGUUCUUUUCCGGCUAUCACGUGUGUACAUCGGCGCUCAUAACUACGAGAAGGGUGGGGAGCUUUGCAGGAAAGUCAUUCCAUACUAUCUCAAAAGAUUUGGCCCAGGUUCCACCGAGACGAUGGAUGCUAUACAUCUCCUCACCUUGAAUUACCUCUCCCAUGGACAGCUCUUGGAUGCGUCAGAGUUAUCCAUUCAAUCAUUGAAGAUCCACAAAAAGGUUUUCGGAUCGGAAAAUCCCAGAACACUGACGGUCAUGGUUGGGAUGGCCCUCAUAUAUAUCCAAAGCUGGCGGCUCAAAAAAGCCGAAUCAUUGUUGACAGAAGCAUUUGAGAUCCAAAAAUCUAUGUUUGGAAGUGAGCAUCCUGGAACAAUCACAAUUAUGGGAUGGCUAGCUACUACAUGGAUGUAUCAAGGUCGACACAAAGAUGCCAUUGCCCUGAGAAAAGAGUGCAUCCGUUACAGUGUGCAGCUGUAUGGUUUAGAUCAUACAUAUACCCAGACUCACUACUCAUACUUAGACGCAUGGACUAAGCCUAAGACACUGACCUCCUCCAUGAACAAGUAUUUCCCGAAUUUUCAGCGUUCGGGUAUGAUGCUUGAACGAAGGCGGCAUUAUCCUAAAGUCAAGGUGUAUGGUAUCUAUUACGUUUCGCGGCAGCCAAAAAAUGAUCCCUUGCUUCGCGAAAUCCAAGAAGCCGUGAAGAGUAUGUCCGUAAACAGACAAGUUUAG